AACACUUGCUGAAAAACCAUCUGAAAAUGGUGAUUUUCGGUCGGAAUUUCUUUAAAGAAUAACAUUAUUAAUUUUAUUCAUGUUAUUUCCUAACUUUAACUAUGCGUAAAUCACAGAUAAUAUCUGGAGAGGACCUGGUAGCUAAAGGAGCUACAAAAAUUGAUGCAAGUUUACCAGAAGUAGGCCUCAAAGAUGUAAUACCGAAUGGGUCGUGGCUGGAGCAGAAACAAAUACAAUCAGCUGUUGAAGCCAGGAAGCAUCUCAUUGAAGUGCCAAGGAUCGAUAAAUGCGGUGUGCUCAGUCAUGCAAACUGGAAUGAGGAACUGGGUCUGGCUGAAGUGACUCAGCAAGUUGGGGGCUACUGGAGCCACCUCGGCCACCAUGACCGCAACCAGCUCUAUCUGAACCCCGAGGAGGCUCUGUAUUUGAUGGAAACUAAUUGCCUGCAUCUGAAAUACAAUGAGGUAACAGUAUCAUUGCAGCAAGCUUACUCAUUACUUCUGAGAGGGAAAAUAUCCAUAAUACAUUACAAGGUGUAUGCCUCACUCAGCAGAGUUGGUUAUAAAGUAUUUAGACAUGAUGGGCCCCCUGUAAGACCUAGUGCUGCAAUAAUUUCCGAUACUUUGGUUGAAGAAUCAAAAGAACACACAGGAGUACAGGAGGAGACAGAGGGUGUAGAAAUAAGAGAUAAUUUGAAAAAUGGCAGUGAACCAAUGGUAGAGCUGCUUAGUUCUGGAGCGGAAAAUGCUAAUUUUAAUGAUAAUACAAGUGAAGGUAGCAGUCAAAAUACGAAACCUAAAUCUCACCAUAAUAAACUGCCAGCUAUAGCAAUAAGGGACCAGAUAAGUAGAAAAGAGCAGAAGUUAAUGAAACUCAGAAAGCGCACAUUCUACUCCUGCAGUAGAAGGAAGCUGGAUAAAUAUUUUGAGAAUUUACCGGAACUGUGUCAAAAGUCUGUUGUGACAAUAAAUGUACCAGAAGAAACAAAUUUACCAAGAAACAUAUUUUUGAACAACACAAGCUAUGUACUAAACCUUGACCACAUUAAAACUGGUCACUGCCCUCGUAAUAACUCGAGGACAUACAGCAUGCCGGAUGAUGUGAGUGAUGCCCACGUGAGACGGAUCAGAAGCUCCAGUUCUACCGAGAGAUCCCUGAACGCCCCGUGGGCCCACCCAAUGCUGCAGACGGUCCCCAGGUUCCAGCACUACUGGCCGUACGGACCACGCCCAAGGCACACUCCUCCAUUCUCGCAACUCUUCAACUUCAUCUUUCAAAGAUCAUUCCAGACGUUUGAGAACAUGCCACCGAGAAUUUGGCAAAGAAAUUUGUCAUUCUACCCACAACAAAGAAUGAUAUUUCAAAAUGCCCAGCGCAGUGUCCCUGCAGAUAGCACUAACAGAAAAAGAUCAAGAGCAUCAGGGAAACAGACACACUUAGAUUCCAUAAAGAGAUUAUCAACCAGUUUGAAGCGAAUGCACAUGAAUGGCAAUGCUCACCCGCAGAACCAACAAGCUCUUCAUCGCCUCAUCAAUACAUUCAACAUUCGCUACAAGACCAGAUUGUGUCUGAACGCUGACUUUGAAUUGGUUAAUGAGGAGAACAUUGUAGACACUAUCAAUCUAGAAGAUGAUGAAGAGGAGCCAGCUAAUAAAAAAGCCAAACAGAGUAAUUCGUAUGAAGAGAAUCUCAAGAGCAUUAAAGAUUUAGCACUUAAACUAAAAGAAUUAGAUGAUAAGGGGAAAUCGUCUUCCAGACAUCGGAGAGCAUUCUCAAGCAUGCUCAACAACUUCAAUAAAACAUACAAGGCUGAUGUUUACCUAGAUAGUAAUUACGAUGUCAUAGAUAGAAGCUUCAUCACACUCGAUAGCUCAGAGUCAGAUUGCGUUGUUGAUGAACCAAUAAGAAAAACCAGCGGAAAGAAAUUAAUAAACCCCUUCAACGUUUUGAGAAGACAGUCACUUGAAAACCCAUCCACAAGCAAAGAGGGGUCUGCAGAGGGCCAGUCAAAAUAUGCAGAUGUGUCGAAAGUAUUUCCUGAGAAUUGGUUACCACCAGCGGAUGAUUUUGGCAAACCGGAAAUAGUAUCAAAAGUAAAUGGAAAUUACUUCAAUAUGGACGUCAGGAACGAAGAGUAUCUGUAUGAAUUUAUUCAAACAUAUAAAUCCGAUUACAAAAACUGGACAGACAUUAAAAUGUCUUUUUGGGAGACUGUUGAUGAUCGAUUAGAAAUAACGGAAGAACAGAUGAAUCCUGAUGUGACUAUCAACUCUUUAGUGAAACUUGGAGAGCAUAAAGAUAUGGCUUCUGUACUCGAGAAGCUAAGAGUUAUAGAAACAUGCAAGGAGCUUUUGGAUGACACUGAAUUUGUCAUACAUUUCGAUGUAUUCAAUCGAGAUGUGCCGAAUUUCCGAAAAUCUGAUAGACCCAUCCCAAAUUUUAGGAUCUUGUGUGUUGAUGAAAAAUCUAGUGUGCCUACAGCAGCGGAAGUAGCCACUGUAUACUCAAAAUACGACGACAAAGUGCCCAUAGUGUUUGCCGUGGUGGGCAUGGGAUCGAUAUCUUAUCUGCAGUUGAGAACCACGGACCUGCCAGUCUAUAUACCCAGUAGCGAAGUUAUAUAGUUGAUCUGUAUAUUAUGUAUUGUUGGUAAGAGAAAUAUAUGAAACUACUUUAUGUUGUAA
Messenger RNA from Plutella xylostella (diamondback moth), 2684 nucleotides. It is a transcript of the gene Tsen54, whose product is annotated as tRNA splicing endonuclease subunit 54. Gene Ontology annotation, cellular component: tRNA-intron endonuclease complex. Lineage: Eukaryota; Metazoa; Arthropoda; Insecta; Lepidoptera; Plutellidae. Gene Ontology annotation, biological process: tRNA-type intron splice site recognition and cleavage. The record is from RefSeq and is a predicted model, not a curated record.